AUGCCUAACGUACUUGUUAUUGGACCCACUGGCUAUGUCGGCUCGGCUCUUAGCGAGCAGCUCAUUCGCAGCGGUGAUCAUUACGUCUACGCCGCCUCUCAGAGCGAGGAGGAAGGAUUCCGCCUUGCUACCAACGAAAUUAUCCCCCUCAAGGGAAGCCUUGUUUCGCCUCAAGCAGCGUUUGAACUCAUUAACUCAAACAAAAUCGAUGUUGUUGUGGAUACCACCAGCUAUAACGACAAGACAACCAAGUCGAGGCUACUAAGCAUCAUUGUGGAUGCUGAGAAGAUAAAACGAGAACAGCUCUCCAAGGGCAAACACCACAUUCAACCAAAACUAGGCUUUGUCACCGUGAGCGGAAUAUGGACUCAAGGAUCAACAGAGGAUCCUUACGGGAGCUUUCAGCAGAUGACUGCGGAAUCGCAAUCAGCGGUACCUGAAGAGGGCCUUAACGAGUCAAAGCUUCUGUAUGAACAAGAAGUUCUGGCGUCUAGGGCGAUUCUUGACGUCGCUAUCAUUCAGCCGUCGUUUAUUUGGGCUCGAGGAGGCGCCUCUUGGACUCGCAUCCUGGGCCCUCUGGUUGAAGGAGCGCGCACAGGAUUUACUGACGUGAUGAAAAUCGCCGUCGACCCUGAAGACCAGGUGUAUUGCUUCACCAACAUUGAUGAUGUAGCCGUUGCUAUUGAGCUAGCAGUGAACAAACUGCAGCUGAUUAAUGGAAACAGCGUACAUCCAGUUUUCGAGCUGGUAGGAGAUCAGUUUGCUGUUGGCUUGCUGUGUGAGCGCGACGCUCAUUAUUUUGGAUGCAAAGGAAAGGUAGAACUGCACAAGCCCGAGAAGACAGGCUUUUUGGACGUUAUUGGCGGUAACCGCAACGCCAACAGAACCAGGGCCGAGCAAAUUCUAGGGUGGUAUCCUAAGAAGCGAUACUUCUUGAGAGACACGUUUAUCUACGCCAACUCAUUCAUGGCAGCUUUGGCACUCGCCAAACGCAAGUAG
This is a messenger RNA of Trichoderma aggressivum f. europaeum, 999 nucleotides long. RefSeq lists its product as uncharacterized. The transcript has a single exon. The record is from RefSeq and is a predicted model, not a curated record. Bases 1 to 999 code for a protein of 332 amino acids. NCBI's taxonomy places the organism in Eukaryota, Fungi, Ascomycota, Sordariomycetes, Hypocreales, Hypocreaceae.